Molecule: messenger RNA, 2583 nt
Organism: Scedosporium apiospermum
Lineage: Eukaryota; Fungi; Ascomycota; Sordariomycetes; Microascales; Microascaceae
Exons: 3
Coding region: 1-2583 (860 amino acids)
Biological process (GO): regulation of DNA-templated transcription
Cellular component (GO): nucleus; chromatin
Molecular function (GO): protein binding; histone H3K36 methyltransferase activity
Source: RefSeq, a predicted model, not a curated record
AUGUCUCUGCCCACCGAGAGCAGCAUCUCGGCUGCUCCCUCGGUCCUGCCUCCCCUACCCCUUCUCGAUGCUGUCCUGGACGGCUCUGCCGACCUAGCCUGUUCCUCGUCAACUGUUUCCUUCGCGUCGUCUGCCGUCCACUCGAUCAGCUCGACACCUCCCACCUCCGUUUCCGACUCCUGCAGUCAGUCCUCGGAUGUACCGAAACUCGAGAAUAUUACCGUCGCCGUUGAUACGCCGCCUCCCCCCGAUCUACCCGUUUCCGAUCCCAAUGGAGACGCAACGCCCCACGCCGCGUCAGCCUCCGCAUCACGCCCCCGUCGUUCUUGUGCAGUUGCGACCUACAACUUGAACGAAUUGAGCGGCACGUCGGCUCAUGGAAAACGACGCGCCAAUGGCGACAUCGUGGCUGAGAAGCGCCGCCGGACGAUUUCGGGUGAUACUGUGGUUGCUCGUCAGAAGAAGGACCGGAAUGACGGCCUUGCUGCGGCCAAAGAUUCAAAGGGCUUGUUACGCGCCGGAAUUGACGCGUUGGAUCUCCAGUGGUCCAUCAGCCAGCUCGACACGCCUCCUUCGCACCGUCGUUCGAAGAAUGACCUACCUCCUCUCUCCACCAGCCUCCGCUCUUCGGCGCGUCUUGCCGGCGAGAGUGCGGCCGCCGCGGUUACCUCCCAAAUCGCCUCUCUUAGCAAGCAUGGCAAAAAGGCCCUGGAAAAUACUGCGUUUGCCAUGUCGCGCGAGCUUAAGCGCCUCCAAGACACCAAGGAAUUCGCUCACAUCGACGACCAGCCGGUGGUCCACACAGUCUGGAGCAACGGAAAGCUCGUUACUCUUACAAAGUCGCGCCGCGCGUCCGCGAAACAAAACGCCAAACAGAACGAGACCUCGUCCAGCAAAUCGACGGCGGCGAAGGAAGAAGAAUCUGCCCCGGAGGCUACCGCGCCUACGAAGAAACGCAAAGUCAAGAAAUACCUAGAGAAAGGCCUUUAUGCCGGUCAGCCAAUGCCGGAUACCUACACCAUUGGCCUCACGACAGCUGAGAAGAAGCGCAUGGCCCAGAUUCCCGAACUGAAGUCGUUGCCUCAACCCACCAAGGUCCUUCCUUUGCCCAUGUACAAUGGCUUGCGUCUCCUGAUUAAGGGCAGGGACUUCAAGCUUCCAUUCGACGUGUGCAAUCCCCUACCACCUGGCCAACCCAAGCCUGAUGAAUGGAGGAAGAUGACGAAGAAUCGGUUCAUUGGCGAUUCGAAAGAAUACUGGAGGAAGACUCCUCACAUCAAUGACUUCCAGUCCAAAUGUGUCUGCAAGCCCGAGGACGGCUGCGGCGAAAGCUGCCAAAAUAGGAUCAUGCUCUACGAAUGUGACCAAACCAAUUGCAACGUGGGCAAAGAGUAUUGCACCAACCGCGCCUUUACCGACCUCGCCGAGCGUCGCUCUGCCGGUGGAAAAUACAGAAUCGGGGUUGAAGUCAUCAAGACGGCCGACCGAGGUUAUGGCGUUCGCAGCAACCGCUGUUUCGAGCCGAACCAAAUCAUUAUGGAGUACACGGGCGAAAUUAUUACCGAGGAAGAGUGUGAGCGGAGAAUGAAUGAGGUCUAUAAGAACAAUGCCUGCUAUUACCUCAUGUCUUUCGACCAGAACAUGAUCAUCGACGCCACCACCGGAUCGAUUGCGCGGUUCGUCAACCACUCCUGUAACCCGAAUUGCAGGAUGAUCAAGUGGAUCGUGGGCGGUAACCCUCGCAUGGCGCUCUUCGCUGGUGACAGGCCCAUAAUGACCGGAGAGGAGCUUACCUACGACUACAAGUUCGAUCCAUUCUCGGCGAAGAACGUGCAGACAUGCCUCUGCGGGGAGCAUAAUUGCCGUGGUGUCCUGGGUCCGAAGCCCAAGGAGGCUAAGUCGGAGGCAAAGGGAAAGGCUGUGAAGGCGGCGCUGAAAGAUUCUGUCAAAUCUGGCAAGCGCAAGCUCAAGGAGCUUUUGGGAGGCGAAGAUGAGAAGGGAAGUGCCAAGAAGCGCAAGAUUAGCAAUGCCAGCGGUGUCAAACGCUCGCUAUCGAGCGCGAGCUUGAAGGCGGCGAAGGGUGCGGCCACGGUGGUCAAGAGGAGCGUAUCUGCGGUGUCACUCAAAGCUAAGAGCAGUUUGGGCGGCCUCAACGCGAAAGGAAAAUCGCCUACGACGAAGGCACAGUCCAAAGCGAGCAAGACCAAGGCGUCGGGGAAGGGGACGCCUCUGAGCGCGAGCAAAAAGCGCAACACGCUAGUCAAGCAGCAACAGCCCCGCAAGAUCGCGUCGACUGACGCCCUGAAGAAGACGAGUACGGGUAGAGUCACGAAAGUGUAUGCGAAGGCGCAGCAAACGCCUUCACCUACGAAGAGGCAGGCUAAAGGAUCGGCCUCUCAAGUGCCGGGAUCGACCAUUGUAGCGGCGGCUGCUACUGGUUCCCAGGCCUCACCGGGAUUUAGAAGUAGCCCAAUCUCGAAGAGUGGUCGCGUCCGGAAGCUCACCGAGAAGGCGGCUUCGCCACGCAUGGCGAUGGAGCUAUCGAGGGCAGCUCGAGUUCGUCUUGUGCAGUCGGAUGAGUGA